Scaptodrosophila lebanonensis is the source of this 1464-nucleotide messenger RNA. RefSeq lists its product as uncharacterized. The coding region runs from base 274 to 1356 and encodes 360 amino acids. Lineage: Eukaryota; Metazoa; Arthropoda; Insecta; Diptera; Drosophilidae. The transcript has 8 exons. The record is from RefSeq and is a predicted model, not a curated record.
UAGUGCGUAAAAAUUGUGCUAAAUUAAAACCACACACACCAGUUGUUGAAUUUGUGUCUUACUUGCAAUUGUGGAAAGUUCGAAGACCAAAUCACUCGGCUUCAAAUAUAAAUUGUUGCUCAGCUGUACAGUGCUGGCAAAAAAAACAACCGCAAACAACAUUAAUGGGUGCUGUGUACAGCCCCCCAUAGCUUGGACACAUCACUACCAAUUACAACAACAGCGACAAACAGUUACAACAAUUACAAUAGCGGCCAACACGAUGGCAACGUAAUGAAAACGACACAUAAAAGUUGUGUUGCUGCCGCCGUCGCUGCCGCAGAGGCAAGUGGAAAAAUGAAGUCCGUCAUUUUGUAUCCUUAUGGACCGUUAACCGGCGGAACACGCUGCUGUCGCAUGUUACAUGCAAAAAAUUUGGCCAUAACAAGUGCAAUUUACACAAUUAAUAUAUCACUCUUAAUUGUCCUGAUCUACUCGUGGCGCAUCAAUGUCAACAUGCACAAGUCUGGUGAGCUGCAGGAUGUCUACUACGGUGUACAAAUUGCAUAUUUUGCCAUAAUUGGCACACAAAUGUCCAUGAUUUUGCUGAGCAUUGUGUUGAUAUUUGGCAUAUGUCGGGAAAACCCCGGCCUAAUUGUACCCUGGAUAAUCGGUUAUAUCACCUUUAUGGCUUUGGAAGCUGUCGCCAUGGUUUACUCGAAUGUCUUACGCGAUCAUGUGAAUAAGCAGUUCGAUGCCAUGUGCAAGGCAGAGGUGGCCUUUUUCAUAGCUCGCGCAUUUAUCAAUGUGCUGGCCAUGUGGGGAGUGCUGCGCUUUUACAACCUGGUGCGCUCGGGCAUUACCUGGCGCGGCCCCGAGGCCAAGACCACCAUCUUUGCUCCCAUCUACAAGAGCGUCAGCACACACAGCAACCCACAGAAGAGCAAGCGAGCCAAGAACCGUCGCUAUAGUGAUCUAGACAGCGGCUGCUGCGCUAUUUUCGACUUCGACCUGGACGACGAGGAUGAUGAGGACGACGAUGAUGACGCGGUGGGCUACGACUACGAUGACUACUGCGACUAUUACGAUGAGGAUGACGAUGAUGAGCAGGGCCAGCUGCAACAGGAGCAACACGAUGCAGCCGACUGCAGAAUGCUGGGAGCACCAACUCGAUCUCAGAAGGCGCGCCGCUCGCGCACCAACAACAACAUACGCAGCGUGCUGAUCAACAAGCGACACAACAAAUAUAAAAUAUCCCGUCCCCAAACCCAGCUGGAGGUAAUCAAUGAGUCGGAGCGCAGUGCGGGCAGUGGCAGCGAUGAGAACGAUUCUCUGUUGGUGGCCUAUGACAGCAGUUCGUCGCUGGCGUCGGUUUGACAUUGGCCGCCAUGCAUUGGAGUUGCAACAAAUGGAUGUGCCGCUGUGCAGCAGACCGAAGAAGAUGACGACUACAGCGUCAGCAGCGAAAGCAGCAGCAGCAGUAGC